Molecule: messenger RNA, 2117 nt
Organism: Phragmites australis (common reed)
Lineage: Eukaryota; Viridiplantae; Streptophyta; Magnoliopsida; Poales; Poaceae
Exons: 5
Coding region: 208-1668 (486 amino acids)
Source: RefSeq, a predicted model, not a curated record
CCUCCAAAACCCCAAUCUUGUCGCCUUUUGUGCGCCUCCCCGAAUUCCAUCUCCUCGCCAAAACCCUCCAUUUCCGCAUCUCCCCUCCAUCCCCGCCGCCUCCCUUGCCCUUUCCCUCGCCGGCGGGGCUCCCUUGUCCUCCCGCUCGGUCGGUGUGUUGUAUGAGCCUCGGGCGGCGGCGGCGGCGGUGAUUCUUGGAGGGGGAGGAUGCAGGCCGCCACCGGGAGCGUCUCUUGGGUCGCCGCGCAGCCGUCCGUCCUCGGGCGGUGCGGCGGCGGCGCGCCGUCCGCUCCGGCUCGUGGGACGGGCUGCGGCGGGGCAGGAGGAGGAGGCAGGGUCCGGGCGGUCGGCGUGGCGCGGUGCUGCGCACGCGCGCAGGAGAAGAGGCCGCCGCGGGUGCGGAAGACCAAGGAAGAGAGGAGGGAGUUGGUCGAGUCCUUCAUCAACAACUACCGAGUUUCAAAUGGUGGAAAAUUCCCGUCAGUUAACCUUACACAUAAGGAAGUUGGAGGGUCAUAUUAUAUAGUUCGUGAGAUUGUGAGAGAUAUCAUCCAAGAAAACAGAGUUCUUGGUCCUGGUGGCUUGAAUGCCACGGCGCUGAGUUUUGAAGAUUGCCCUGAUUCUUCGGAGUUAUCCAUGAAGCAUGAAUUGGACCAAGACAAUAUAGAGAUCUUAGAUACAUCUAAUGAUAAUAAAACUGGCAAGGAUUCUGCGUCAGAAACAUCAAACAGUGGGGAAUUAAUUUCGUUGCAAAAGAAUGCCAUCAGCACUCAGACACUGCUGGGGUCAUCUAAUAUCUCAGAGGCUGGUGUUUUGAGUGGUGCUGCCCGAAAUGGAAAUGCAGCAGGUACAGCAUGUUUGCAGACAGGCCUCGAGAAACAAUAUGAAGUUUCAUGCGAGACAUCAAGAGAGAUUGACCUGAACAGUUCUGAAGAGCAAGCUCCUUCAUUUGCUCAUGUUUCUGAUUCCGAUAAAGACAUUGUGCUAGACAGUCUGGGGGAUGCUCAUGAGGGGACAGCCGGUAGUGUUACUGAUGGAGUUAUUCUUUUCCCAGAACCUAGUGCUGCUUGUGAAACAAAUGGUGCACUUCUACGAGAGCACGAGGCAUCACCUAAUGAUAGUCAUGAUGCCACAACUGAUAGUGCUGUUAGUGAAGAAAAUCUCCUUGCGGAAACCAAUGGUGUUCUUCAAACAAGUGUACCCAGUGACGAUGCUCAGAUCAUAUACGGCCAGUUCAGUUCUACACUAUCUGCUAAUCCAAUGGAUGGUUUUAACUUGAGUACAAACAGUCCAGAGACUGAAGACACAACCAAGACUGUUGAACUGUCUAAAGUACACAGGUUGCAAGAUGAGUUUGAGCAAUCUUCGCUUGAUGCCAGCCCUGAUGAACAAGAAAACUCUGAACGUCUUGUCUCUCAUCCAGCAUUUGAUACAGAGGGAUUGUUGCAAAUGGAAGACAAGCACAGUGUGUUACAGGUAGAUGAAAGUGAAUUCAAGAAAUCAAUGUUUGGGAUCACAAAAGAGGUAGAGACAAAUGAUGCCAGUCAUGACCAAGAAACUAGCACCACAACCGCGAUCAGCAGGCAUGCACUUUGCCUUCUAACUUUGCGUUGCAUGCCUACUGCUUAUAAUUUCCUUCAUACAUCGCAAAAGGCCACAGUAUAUUAGGAGAACUUUGAAGGCGCAGCAGAGGAAAGAGGACAACCUAUUUUGGCUUGUCCUUAGGGCGUUCGUUAUUGCUGUAUCCAAACUCUGGACAAAAUGAGUGACGUGGAAGAUGCACCUUCAUGCGGAUGUGUUGCUUGAGACGCCUGUGACUUACUGGAAAACAAGAAGCGUACGGUGAAGCUCCAUUUUUACUGAAUGCAUAUAGUUGUCGUUAUUGUGCUGCACCUUAGGUUGUUCGUUAUAGACUUAGCUGGUGUAGUUUGAUAGUUUGUAGUAGCUUUCAACUGUAGAUCUUUUGGUCAACUCGUGUGAACUCUAAAAUGUACCAGCAGUUAUAGCGCUUUUAGUUAAAGGGUUGAGAUCUGUGUUCCUUCUCUGAAACUGGUGGUGCUACUACAGUCGCCAACUGAAUUCCCAUUCUAGUGAAAAUUUAGUGGGAUUUGCCUUCA